Messenger RNA from Neoarius graeffei (lesser salmon catfish), 2884 nucleotides. RefSeq names its product adhesion G-protein coupled receptor G2-like. The record is from RefSeq and is a predicted model, not a curated record. Lineage: Eukaryota; Metazoa; Chordata; Actinopteri; Siluriformes; Ariidae. Gene Ontology annotation, cellular component: membrane. Gene Ontology annotation, biological process: cell surface receptor signaling pathway; adenylate cyclase-activating G protein-coupled receptor signaling pathway. Gene Ontology annotation, molecular function: G protein-coupled receptor activity. Bases 219 to 2180 code for a protein of 653 amino acids. The transcript is spliced from 17 exons.
GCUUGCCUGCGACCUUGUAGAACAGGAUAAAGCGGCUAGAGAUGAGAUGAGAUGAGAUGAGAUAAUAGACAGAAAACAAGGAACAGAAAUGAGACAUCAACAUCUUUCCAGCUGAGCUGUGUGGGGUUUUCUUUAUUUCUAUAUAAAGUGACCCUGAUUUUGAAGAAUCAUCAGAUACUAUAUGAUAUCUGAGAUCUGAACUCGUUUAUUUGGAUAAAAUGGGGCAGAGAACUAUUGGUAUGAUACACCUCUAUUUUAUGCUUCUGCUGAUCUUUGAAGCCAUUUCUGUUUGUGACAAGAAACCUAAGAAAAGCGAGUGCAACUGUAAGAAAAACAAACAAAAGCCACCCACUUCACACAUCAAGGAAGAGAAGCACAACAUCGCAAAGCACCUCAGCUUACAAUUUACAGGGCCAAGCAAAACCUAUGAGCAAGAGAACUUUAAAAUGACUGUAGUGAAGAUGGAUAAAAAUAACAUCAUGGCUCAAAGACAUAUGAAGAGCUCUGCUCCAAAGCUGUGUGAUGAUGAUCCACCCAUAGAUGUAUUUGUUCCUCUGGAUAAAAAUAACAUCACGGCUCAAAGACAUACGAAGAGCUCUGCUCCAAAGCUGUGUGAUGAUGAUCCACCCAUAGAUGUAUUUGUUCCUCUGGAUAAAAAUAACAUCAGGGCUCAAAGACAUACGAAGAGCUCUGCUCCAAAGCUGUGUGAUGAUGAUCCACCCAUAGAUGUAUUUGUUCCUCUGGAUAAAAAUAACAUCACGGCUCAAAGACAUACGAAGAGCUCUGCUCCAAAGCUGUGUGAUGAUGAUCCACCCAUAGAUGUAUUUGUUCCUCUGGAUAAAAAUAACAUCACGGCUCAAAGACAUACGAAGAGCUCUGCUCCAAAGCUGUGUGAUGAUGAUCCACCCAUAGAUGUAUUUGUUCCUCUGGAACUUUCUCCGAAUGUCUCAGAAUACCAGUGCAACGUUGGUGUCCUGAGAUAUUGCUCUCCUCAACAGUUUAUAAAUAACCUGAACACUGUGUUGAAAUCUGACGUCAUUCGUGUUGAAACUGACAACUGUAAGAUCAAAGGCUUGUCCGAUCUACUUAUCAACUUUACAGUGAACAGUAGUGAAAUAAUACCCGAAAACCAUAAUCUGUCAUGUCAGUUCUAUAAUGAAACAGAUGACAGGUGGGAUGAUACAGGUUCUUUCACCAACCUGGAGAAUUUUAAAAGCAGCAAUAUCAUAACAUGCUCAUAUGAUCAUAUGACUCCCUUCGCUGUACUUCUGGUUGACAUGAAUCAGACACCAACUGAUCGUGUGCAGUGGAAAAUUCUGUCCUAUAUUACUUACAUAGGUUGUAGUUUUUCGUCAUUUUUCUCAGCAGUCACCAUCUUCCUCUACAUUUUCAUGAAGAGCUCAAACAGAGAGCAUUCCAUUGGUAUCCAUGUUUCUCUGAGUGUAGCGCAUUUACUUCUUAACUUCAGCUUCCUGUUCACUGAAUGGGGAGCCACAUGGUCUCAAGAAGGUGCAUGUGUCUUCAUAGCAGUGAUAAUACAGUACAGCCUCCUGUCCUGUUUCUCCUGGAUGGCCAUUGAAGCCAUACACUUGUACUUACUUCUAAUCAAAGUGUUCAACACCUACAUCAAGCAGUACAUGGUCAAGCUGUCACUGUUUGGAUGGGGAGUGCCUGCUGUCCUUGUUGGAGGAAGUCUGUGUGUGUUUGGUAGUAACCCUUUUUACGGUACCACACAAAUAAAAUUAUCAGACACAAACGAAACAAUGCAAUUCUGCUGGAUUACUGACUCUCACUUUCUGUAUGGUAUGAACAUCACCUGCUUCUGCUUAAUGUUCCUGUUCAAUGCAUGCGUUCUGGUGGCAGUGACAAGUCAGAUCUUUAAGCUGCGAAGCUUGAAUGAUAAAGACAGGAAGCUUCCAUCUCAUAAGGACAUUUGCACUGUCCUGGGCCUGACCUUCCUGUUGGGAAUGACAUGGGGGUUGGUUUUCUUCACCUCAGGAUACACAAACUAUCCCGUUCUUUAUCUCUUCUGUAUCUUCAACUCCCUGCAAGGGUUGUUUCUCUUUCUGUGGUUCUACGGUACAAUGAAGAGGAGCAGACGUCUGGAGGCACAAACUUCAACCAUGUCAGCAGCAAACAGUAAUACAGCAACUGCCUAUGAAAGCAGCUUUGCCCAGUGACCACGUCAUUUAGUGGUGAUACAUCAUAUACUGAUUUUAUAUCUAUCUAUCUAUCUAUCUAUCUAUCUAUCUAUCUAUCUAUCUAUCUAUCUAUCUAUCUAUCUAUCUAUCUAUCUAUCUAUCUAUCUAUCUAUCUAUAAGGCAAGUACUGUGACAAGUUAUACAAGUGAUCACAUGAUUUAAAAUCUGGUUAAUCACUUCACAAGUUUCAUAAUCAGUCACACAGUUCACUUUUUUCAUGCUGAGCAACUGAGUUCCCUAUUGUCAUUACAAAAGUAAAUGUACAUUGUUUUUGAGAAACUAUACUGUGCAUCUAAUACGUAUAAUGGUCCAGUACACUUUUGACUGAGUAAUUAUUAAUUCAGCUUCAGCUCUACUCCUGACUACAGUGAUCUGAUCUGACAUUUUGGAAUUCCAUAUAAACCCAUUGCCCUUAUCCUUUAACGAGCAGAAAUGUCUGUAAAUGUCUGUUUGUAAUCACAUUGUAUAUGAUUAUUUUAUAUGUUGAUUAUGCAGCUCUCUUAUACUAUAUUAAUCUGAUAUUCUGUGGAAUUAAUGUUGUUAGCGUUUUCAUUUGUCAUGUUCAUUUCCUAUGCAUGCAGCUUUACUUCCUCCUGAGUUUCUGCUUUUUUGUGUUCCUCAAAAUAAUACCUGCUUUCUUUAUUUGCUAUAACCUUUUGUGUAAAUAAAAUGGUACCAUGUAA